UGGAGGUGUCACACAGAGUGAAAGGCCCUGUUGCUAACGUAACAAGGGCAAAAAAAAAAAAAAGGUGAUUGGAUGGUGAAGUGUUCGAAGGACAGAUGGAUGGAGAGAGAGGGAGGAAGGAGGAGGGACAGAUAGAUGAAGAAGAAGGGAGAAAGGAAGAGGGAGAAAGGGAGGAGAUGGACGAAGAAGAAGGGAGGAAGGAGGAGGGAGAAAGGGAGGAGGAAAUAGGAGGGAGAAGUGAGGUGCUGCGUGGAGGAGGGAGAAAGGGAGGAAGGAGAGAGGUACAAAUAGACGACGAAAGAGGGGAGAGGAGGAGGGAGGGAGGAGGAGGGAUAGAUGGACGAGGAAGAAGGGAGACAGGAGGAGGGAGAAAGGGAGGAAGGAGGAGGGAGAAAGGAAGGAGGAAAGAGGGGGCAGCGAGUCGAUCAUACAGCUCAGUGUUGUAUCCGGGGAAAAAGGAGGAGACGUCCAAGUUUGUACAGGGACUGAAAUGCAACAUGGCGAAGCGCAAAAUUGACCACGGAAUCAACUCAUGGGACUGGGGAUUGGAUGGAGGAGACUCUACUUACCAUGCACUUUUCCCACGAGCAUGGACUAUUUAUGAUGGUGAGCCCGAUCCAGAGCUAAAGAUCUGCUGUCGCCAGGUUUCGCCAUUUAUUCCACACAACUACAGGGAGAGCUGUCUUCCGUCUUGCGCAUUCUCUUUCCAGCUGGUCAAUACUGGAAGCGAGGAUGCACAAGUGACCCUUUUAUUUACGUUUGCGAACUCUAUUGGUGGCAUUUCACACCUGUCAGGAGGGCAUUUUAACACACCGUUUGAGGAGAAUGAUGGAGUACGUGGAGUGCUGCUUCAUCACAAACCUAAGGGAGUACCGCCCAUCAGUCUUGCGAUUGCAUCCCAGCACACGGAGCAUGUGGAUGUAUCAAUUUGUCCUCGAUUCACGAUCACAGGGCAUGAUGGCCAACGUACGGCGAAGGACAUGUGGGAGGAAGUAAGGCAGAAUGGGUUCUUUUUCAAAAGCAAGGAUGAGCAGAAAUCGCCAUCAGGUGAAGGAUGUGCCAUAGGAGCUGCUGUAGCCGCCUUCACAGUUGUGCCCCCAGGCAUGUCAAGGGAGAUGGUGUUCUCCCUUGCAUGGGACGCGCCUAUAGUGAAGUUUUGUGAGGGCUCAUCGUACUACAGGUACUGCGUCUCUGUCAUAUGCCAUGGUUUGCAGUAGCAUGUCCCACAUGUGAAUGUUAACUGCAUGCUAAGCAUCAGUACAUUUGAACAUUUAACUCACAGUUAAACUC
This is a messenger RNA of Chara braunii, 1290 nucleotides long. The record is from the annotation of a GenBank genome assembly. NCBI's taxonomy places the organism in Eukaryota, Viridiplantae, Streptophyta, Charophyceae, Charales, Characeae.